AUGGAUUCAAGCAAACAACUGCAGCAAGAAGAGAGUGAACCUCUCACUGAUCCAACUGCUUAUAGGAGAUUGAUAGGUCGACUUGUGUAUCUGUGUAUAACUCGGCCUGAUAUCACUUUUGCGGUUAACAAGCUUAGUCAAUUCCUAUCAAAACCUCACACUGGACAUAUGCUUGCUGGUGAACAUGUUUUGCGAUAUUUGAAGGGAACUAUUGGCCAUGGACUAUAUUACUCGGCCAAAUCUGAUCUUUCCUUGAGUAAUUUCUCUGAUGCAGAUUGGGCUGCUUGCCCCGACACUAGGAGAAGCAUAUCUGGCUUUUGUUUGUUUCUAGGCACUUCACUUAUAUCAUGGCGCUCCAAGAAACAACACACCGUGUCUAGAUCCUCAGCAGAGGCCGAGUACAGAGCUAUGGUUGUUGCUUGUUGUGAGGUGGUGUGGAUAGUUGCUUGCUCAGAGACUUUGGCAUAG
Messenger RNA from Salvia splendens (bonfire salvia), 468 nucleotides. RefSeq lists its product as uncharacterized. The transcript has a single exon. The record is from RefSeq and is a predicted model, not a curated record. NCBI's taxonomy places the organism in Eukaryota, Viridiplantae, Streptophyta, Magnoliopsida, Lamiales, Lamiaceae. Bases 1 to 468 code for a protein of 155 amino acids.